Molecule: messenger RNA, 984 nt
Organism: Astrephomene gubernaculifera
Lineage: Eukaryota; Viridiplantae; Chlorophyta; Chlorophyceae; Chlamydomonadales; Astrephomenaceae
Source: the annotation of a GenBank genome assembly
GGGGACGGUACGGCAGGGGGAGGGGGCAGGCGGGGAGGGGCUGGAGGAGGAGGGCGGAGGGGAGGCAGGCAGCAGAAGUCGGAUGCGGCGGGGAGCUCUGCCAUACCUGACCUGCUGCUGCCGGUCGUACAACGCUACGUCGCCCUGUCGGGCCACUGCGUGCGGCUGCUGCGGCUGGAGGGGCUGCUGCUGGUGGGGGCACACCUGGGGCCGCUGGCGGCAGCAAACCACGUGUGCGAGGAGGAGGAGGCGGCGGAGCUCCCUGCCAGCCUGGGUUCGCUGGUCCGCUGCUGCCUGCGCUGCAGCGAGGAGCUGGGCCCCUUCCUGCAGCCCGCCAAGAGGGCCUACGUGUUCGGGGCGCUGGGGGCGGCGACUGCACGGGGGGCCAUGUGGCUGCUGCCGGCCAUCCACGACAUCAACUCGCUGGGCGUGGAGCGCAUGAUCCGCGCCCUCUCCCUGCUGCAGCCGCCCCUCACCGCACUCGCCAACAUGGCACCGCCGCCGCACACGGCAGCAGCAGCAGCCGCUGCCUCCGCUGCCACCAGCCGGCAACAGCCGCAGCAGCAGACCUCCGCUGUCGACUCCACCGCCGCAACAGUAGCAGCAGCAGCAGCAGCAGCCGCCCUGUGCUCCCUCCCCUGUGUGUCCGGCUACCCCUCCCCCAGUACAGCACUGCUGGCGGCGCUGCUGACGUGUCCCGAGCUGCGGGGGGAGCGGGGGGGACUGUACGACAGCGCCCGGAGCUACUACGGGUUGCUGCUGGUGGCCCCGGAGGAGGUGGUGCGGGCGGCGGGGGAGCGGCCGGGGAGGUUUAGGUACGCGGAGUGGAUGGCGCUCAUGCAGGCCAACGUGCCGCACCGCCCCGUGACCGACGUCUCCCUGGCCGCCCUAACGCGCUGUCUGGACCGCGCUCACGGCCUGACACCGGGCGCCAAGGUGGCGGGGGUGGUGGGCGCGGUGGUGGGGGCGGUGCAGGCGCCGGCG